Messenger RNA from Apus apus (common swift), 3003 nucleotides. RefSeq names its product syntaxin 16 (gene STX16). The record is from RefSeq and is a predicted model, not a curated record. NCBI's taxonomy places the organism in Eukaryota, Metazoa, Chordata, Aves, Apodiformes, Apodidae. Gene Ontology annotation, molecular function: SNAP receptor activity; SNARE binding. The transcript is spliced from 8 exons. The coding region runs from base 188 to 1156 and encodes 322 amino acids. Gene Ontology annotation, cellular component: membrane; endomembrane system; SNARE complex. Gene Ontology annotation, biological process: intracellular protein transport; vesicle-mediated transport; vesicle fusion.
GCCGUUGCUGGGGCUGCGGGCGGAUCCGGGGGGGAUGGCGGGGCCCGGCGGCCGGGGGGGCCCGGCGCUGCGGGCCCUGUGAGCGGACACGGGCCUCUGCCCGCGGGCCCCGGGCUGAGCUAGGGCCGAGGGCCCGGCAGCGAGGUGCCGAGCGGCCCCGGGGCGAGGGCCCCCCGGGCGGUAGGCCAUGGCCACCCGGCGUCUUACGGACGCGUUCUUGUUGUUGCGGAACAACGCGGUGCAGAGCCGGCAGCUGCUGGCCGAGCAAGUGAGUAGUUACGGCUCCUCCAGCCUUCUGAGUUCACGUAGCAUGGCUGCUGCGCUUGCAGAUGAUCGGAUGGCACUGGUGUCAGGGAUAAGUUUAGACCCUGAAGCAGCCAUUGGAGUAACAAAACGCUUACCUCCUAAAUGGGUUGAUGGAGCAGAUGAAAUUCAGUAUGAUAUUGUCAGGGUUAAACAGAAGAUGAAAGAAUUAGCCAGUCUUCAUGAUAAACAUCUGAACAGACCAACGCUGGAUGACAGCAGUGAAGAAGAAAGGGCAAUAGAAAUAACAACGCAAGAGAUCACACAGUUAUUUCACAGAUGCCAGAGAGCAGUCCAGGUCUUGCAGAGCAGGUCACGUAAUUGUACAGAACAAGAAGCACGUGUUCUCAGGAAUGUAGUGUCUUCCCUAGCACAGUCCCUUCAGGACCUAUCCACCAACUUCAGGCAUGCACAGUCUGACUAUCUCAAACGCAUGAAGAAUAGAGAAGAAAGAUCCAAACACUUCUUUGACACCUCAGUGCCACUCAUGGAUGAUGGGGAGGAUGAUACACUUUAUGACAGGGGCUUUACAGAUGACCAGCUAGCACUGGUGGAGCAAAACACGUUAAUGGUGGAAGAGCGGGAACGGGAAAUCCGCCAGAUUGUGCAGUCAAUCUCUGAUCUCAAUGAAAUAUUUAGGGAUCUGGGAGCAAUGAUAGUAGAACAGGGAACAGUUCUAGAUAGAAUUGACUACAAUGUUGAACAGUCAUGUAUGAAAACUGAAGAGGGUCUAAAACAACUACAUAAGGCAGAGCAAUAUCAGAAGAAGAAUCGGAAGAUGCUUGUUAUUUUAAUUUUGUUUGUUAUAGUAAUUGUCCUUAUUGUUGUUCUUAUUGGUGUGAAGUCACACUAGGUUUCACUUCAUUUUCUUAUUUUUGGAGCUUAUGUGGACUGUUUUUUUCCCCCCAUGUGAAUGGAUGGACCUGCACUCUAGAAAGCUGCCUUUGAAUGUACAAGCCCUUGUGGUGCAAAGUCUGUGCAAUGUUUGUGUAGAAUUCUUCAAAGUACAAGUUUGGUGAUGUGUGAGGUGUUGAUAAGGGUUGUAUGGAGACUGUCAGGAAAUUUUAUGCUCCCACACAAAUAAUUUGGUGCUCUAUGUGGAGGUACUUGGAAAGACAGUACUUAAAAGUAAUUACAAGAUUGAAGCUUACCAGUGAGUACAGUAGUUAGUGUGUUACUGAGAACAAAAAUGUGUUGCCUUCUGUAUUAUGUUACAAUUGUUACAAGCUUCAAAUUUUUACUCUGUUAUUAAGUUGUGGGACUAGAUAACAAAAUUGAUCUAGAUGUAAAGUAUGUUGAGGCACAAAGAUGUUUGAUUUCAUCCCAUUUCUUCCAGACUCAAACUCCAAAGAACCAGGUAAAUAGUUUCAAAAAAAAAAAAAGCUUUUUAGCAACCAGAAUGUAUUCCAGCCCGUGAUCUUAAUUUAGAUACUGCACCAUUACUGAGAAUCAGCAUAGUACUUGAUCUUGUAAGUAACAAGAUUUAAUCACUGGCAUAAUUUAACACAUUUAGUUAAUUAAAAAAUUUUCUGAGCUUGAGUAAUCAUGGGAAUGUUUUUCCUCACCAGAAUGAUCAUGGAUAUAUUUUAAUGUACAAUUUCUUUUAAGUACAGACAUUGUAUUAAAGCAGUGGUGAAGUUAAACCUAAAAAACAGAGCCUCUCCUUUUGGCUGUCUACUUCAUGUGGCCUUUUAUAGCAGGUCUCAGUUGUUUCAUACUUUAGUUGUUGUUGUAUAAGCUAUUUAUUUUACAGUGCAUCUGUCCAUACCUGUGAUGUUUUUGUGUAAGUGACUUCACUACAACAUACAUGACAUCCAUUUGAGUAUUUCUUUCAAAUGCCUGCCUGGAACAGGGUGUGUUUGUGGUCUCUUACUGACCAUGAGAGAUGUCAUUCAAGUGACAUGUUACUAGGCCUUCUAUAGAGAAUUUGGGUUUUUUUUUCACUAUUUUUCUCAGUGGAAAACUGUUGUAGGUCAUAAAAGAGAAAAUUGGGCAAUGUCUAAUAGAGUACCCAUUAUUUAAUUCAGGCCUGAAGUGGUGUGCAAUUGUAGAGGUCUUGCCUUAAUAUUUUUAAUAUAGCUUUUCUGUAGGGAUUUUUUUUCUCCCAAGGGACUGUAACUUAUUUCCUUCAUUUUCUGACUGACACAGUGCUCCCCAUAAACUUGCAGAGUUGCUCUGCUCAAAGUCCCUGAAGUGCAGUUUCAUAAUAAUGUCACCUGCCCCGAGUUUAUCUUUACUAUGUACUAAAGAGGACUUAAGACGUGGCUUUAAACUGACUUGGUGCAGGAACUGACCUGAAAGCAAAGACUACAUAGACAUGAAAGCCUUGGCUUUUUGUUGGCUUGGUGUGAGAAGCUUUGUACCACUCUUACCUCUAAACCAAGGGGAUCUUGAACUUCCUAAACUGCCAGUUCAAAUCCCUGAUUAAAUUAAGUAAAAAAGAAUGAUGCUUGUAAUUGAGUGUGCAGCUCCCCUCUUCUUGUAAUAGAUUUUCUCAAUGACUGUGAGUAAAACUACUGUCUCCCUAGUGUGCUGUCUACAUCAGUUGGUGUGAAGCAGCAUAUUGCUAUAAUUUAAUAUACUGUAUUUGCAACUUUCUCUAACAUGAGAUGGUGUUAUUUAUUUCUGUCUUGACUGGUGCUUUUGACAUUUUAUCAUGGCUAAUGAAUUCAAAGAAGUAAUAAAACACUUCCAACCUAA